AUGCAGCACCCAAGCGAGCAACCAACAUAUAUGCCAGAGGUUCCAUUCCAACCAUUAUGGGGCCAAGAGGCACCUCCGCCACCUCCCAUUGUGCCCUAUCAAGAGCUCAUUGCUGGUUUUCCUUGCAGCGAUUUAUCCUUGUGGCAACGAUCUCAGGUGGCUCCAAUGGUGCCCCAACGUCCCAGCACAAAUGGACGCUCCCAUGGCAGUUCAUCCAGCUCCUCGAAAAAAACACGACGCCGUGUGGCUUCCAUGGCUCAGCGAAGAGCUGCCAAUAUACGUGAACGCCGUCGAAUGUUCAACCUAAACGAAGCCUUCGAUAAACUACGCCGCAAGGUACCUACCUUUGCCUAUGAGAAGCGUCUAUCCCGCAUCGAGACUUUGCGUCUGGCCAUUACCUAUAUUGGUUUCAUGGCGGAGCUGCUUAGUGGCACACCUUCAAACUCCCACAAAUCUCGCUCCGAUAUGUAUGGCGGCAUCAAUGGACAUCACCAAACGACGGCACCACUACCUCCGCCCAUUCAUCCGCAUCAUUUGCAUCCGGCAGCUGCAUAUCAACGGGAUUUCGCAUCCCCCUACAAUCACAGUUUGUCUUGAAAUCAAGAGAAAUUUUUGGCUGUAGAUGAUUUUGACACGGAGGAGUGAUAUUGUUUCAUUUGUUUUGUUAUAAUUAAAUAAGAGGACUUGGAUUAGA
Molecule: messenger RNA, 694 nt
Organism: Drosophila willistoni
Lineage: Eukaryota; Metazoa; Arthropoda; Insecta; Diptera; Drosophilidae
Gene: Fer3
Product: protein Fer3
Exons: 2
Coding region: 1-597 (198 amino acids)
Biological process (GO): developmental process; regulation of transcription by RNA polymerase II
Molecular function (GO): RNA polymerase II transcription regulatory region sequence-specific DNA binding; protein dimerization activity; DNA-binding transcription factor activity, RNA polymerase II-specific
Source: RefSeq, a predicted model, not a curated record